GUCGUCUCUAAGAAACACCACAUCCACAUGCAUUCAACGCCAUGCUUAAUAAUAGUCAAUACAGGUCAGCGAACAGGAUCAAACGCCUAAAAAGCUCCUCUCACGAACAAUAGCUCUUCCCCUUGCAAUCUUCCAUAGCAUAGACGGGGGGAGGUACUAGAUAGAAUUAGCAGGGGAGAGCUGCCGGCCAAGAAGUUGAUCCACCAGUCAGGGCGAAAGGGAAGGAGGCAGCAAAUUAACGGAGCUUGGCUGGCUGAUUGACCGGCCGGCGGGGCGUAGGGAUGGGCAAGUACAGCGACGGCGAGGCCGCCGGCGGCGGGAGCUACCCGCUGGUGGCGGUGUGCAUCGACAAGGACAAGAACAGCCAGAACGCCCUCAAGUACGCCACCGAGACGCUCGUCCACCGCGGCCAGACCAUCAUCCUCGUCCACGUCAACACCAGGGGCACCUCAGGAGGCGUGGAGGACGCCGCCGGAUACAAGCAGCCGACGGACCCGCAGAUGAAGGACCUCUUCCUCCCGUUCCGCUGCUUCUGCACCCGCAAAGACAUCCAGUGCAAGGACGUGGUGCUGGACGACCACGACGUGUCCAAGUCGAUCGUGGAGUUCGUGGCGCACGCGGCCAUCGAGAGGAUCGUCGUCGGGGCCUGCACCAGGAACAGCUUCGUCAGGUUCAAGGCGGACAUCCCCACCAGCAUCUCCAAGACGGCGCCGGACUUCAGCAGCGUGUACGUGGUCACCAAGGGCGGCAAGGUCACCUCGGUCCGCCAGGCCACCCGCCCGGCGCCCUCCGUCUCGCCGCUCCGGUCCAUGAUCCAGGGCGCCAAGCCGCACGACCAGCAAGCUCCCGCGCAGCAGAAAUGGACGCCUCCUCCUCCCCCCGCAGCACGAGCAAUGCCCAGCGACUCGGCGGAUGGGUUCCCGACGAUGCCGAUGCAGGACAACUUCAUCAUGUCGCCGUUCUCGAGGGGCCCGACGACGUCGGCGAGGAAGGCGUUCCCGGACUUCUCGCUGCCGGAGUCGUCGGACAUAUCGUUCAUCGGCGGCCCGCGCCGGAGCGUGGACCGGUACCCGCCGCGGCUGUCCACCGGGUCGGACAGCCAGUACGACAGCUUCGACGGCGUGCGCCCGGGCGGCAGCCUCUGGGGCGACUCCUUCGGCAACGAGAGCACCUCCAACUCCCAGACCAGCACCGCCUCCGGAGUGGAGGACAUGGAGGCGGAGAUGAGGCGGCUGAAGCUGGAGCUAAAGCAGACCAUGGACAUGUACAGCACGGCGUGCAAGGAGGCGCUUACCGCGAAGCAGAAGGCGAUGGAGCUGCAGCGGUGGAAGGCCGAGGAGGAGCAGCGGUCGCAGGACGGGCGGCUGACGGAGGAGUCCGCCCUGGCGCUGAUCGAGCAGGAGAAGGCCAAGGCCCGCGCUGCCAUCGAGGCGGCGGAGGCCUCGCAGCGUCUGGCAGAGCUGGAGGCCCAGAAACGGAUCCAAGCCGAGAGGAAAGCGCUCAAGGAAGCCGAGGAGCGGCUCCGUUCCGCGGGCUCCGGUGGCUCGUCGUCAUCCGCCAGGUACCGCCGGUACACCAUCGAGGAGAUCGAGAUCGGCACCGACCACUUCUCCGACUCCCGCAAAGUCGGCGAAGGCGGGUACGGGCCGGUGUACAAGGGCCAGCUCGACCACACUCCCGUGGCCAUCAAGGUGCUCCGGCCCGACGCCGCCCAGGGCAAGGCGCAGUUCCAGCAAGAAGUGGAGGUCCUCAGCUGCAUCCGCCACCCAAACAUGGUGCUCCUCCUGGGCGCCUGCCCGGAGUACGGCUGCCUCGUGUACGAGUACAUGGCCAUGGGCAGCCUCGACGACUGCCUCUUCCACCGCAACGGGCCAGCGCUCCCCUGGCAGCACCGGUUCCGCAUCGCCGCCGAGAUCGCCACGGGCCUCCUCUUCCUGCACCAGGCAAAACCCGAGCCGCUGGUGCACCGAGACCUUAAACCCGGGAACAUCCUCCUGGACCGGAACUACGUGAGCAAGAUCAGCGACGUCGGGCUGGCGCGGCUCGUGCCGCAGUCCGUGGCCGACACCGUGACGCAGUGCCACAUGACGAGCGCGGCCGGGACCUUCUGCUACAUCGACCCGGAGUACCAGCAGACCGGGAUGCUCGGGGUGAAGUCGGACGUGUACUCGCUCGGGGUCAUGCUGCUGCAGAUCGUCACGGCGAGGCCGCCCAUGGGGCUCACCCACCAUGUCGCGCGCGCGCUCGAUCAUGGCACCAUUGCCGACCUGCUCGACCCGGCCGUGCACGACUGGCCCGUCGACGAGGCGCGGCGGUUCGCGGAGAUCUCGCUCAGGUGCUGCGAGCUCCGGCGCAAGGACCGGCCCGACCUCGCCACGGGCGUGCUCCCGGAGCUCAACCGCCUGCGCGCGCUGGGCGAGGACAACAUGCAGUUCUGCAACCCCAUGGUCGGCGCCGGCCGCGGCAUGCACAGCUCCGCCUACCUCAGCAACGCCUCCAUUCCACAGUCACGACCCGAUAGGAUGAGCGAUCCGCUCGCGAGGUCGCAGUACGGCGCCGCCAACGCGAGCCAGGCUGCCAUGCCCGGGCGAAGGCCCAACUACAACUGAGAGUCUCUGACAGCAGUAGUAGGCCUUACGAACAGAGCAGUCGUUCCAAGAUCGACUCUUGAACAUGCUGCUUAAUACUGCGUACUGAUACCUGGUCAUGAUUAAUUAACAUAAUCUUUCUCGUGGUUUCGUCCGGUAGCUAGCUCGAUCCUGCGGCAAUUUGACGCAUGCACUUGUGGUUGUAAACUUGUAUACUCUUUCUUGAGACCGGCCGUGUGUAAAGACCUAGUACGUAGGCAUCAUGUCUUGAUUCAGAUGCGUUGUGAAACGACCCUGGCACUCCUGCUGACUGCUUCUUCCA
Messenger RNA from Brachypodium distachyon (stiff brome), 2910 nucleotides. RefSeq names its product U-box domain-containing protein 35. The coding region runs from base 282 to 2609 and encodes 775 amino acids. NCBI's taxonomy places the organism in Eukaryota, Viridiplantae, Streptophyta, Magnoliopsida, Poales, Poaceae. The transcript is spliced from 6 exons. The record is from RefSeq and is a predicted model, not a curated record. Gene Ontology annotation, molecular function: ATP binding; protein kinase activity. Gene Ontology annotation, biological process: protein phosphorylation.